Marmota flaviventris (yellow-bellied marmot) is the source of this 2167-nucleotide messenger RNA. The record is from RefSeq and is a predicted model, not a curated record. NCBI's taxonomy places the organism in Eukaryota, Metazoa, Chordata, Mammalia, Rodentia, Sciuridae.
CCAUGGAAAAAGCACAGGAAAAAAAAUCAUCACCUUGAUUGAGGAGAAUCUCUUAGACCUCCCGGCUGACGGCAGAAGUUUCUCAUAGCAGGUUAAUGAGCACGGUGCUUUGGAAAAGGCAUUCGAGGGAAGGACACCACUUUUGCGUUCCGGGAAACCACACGGUAGUUUAUUCCGAGCCAGACAGGAGUGACCUAGGCCCGGGACGCAGAUUCCAGUUGCCUUGAAGUGUACUGAAGAAAUCCAAGUUGGACACAGAGAACGAAGGUCGUCGUCCUCCGUGCACGUACCAGGGGUGCUGGGCUGAACACAGAAGGUGCUGAGAAGCCGAUUGGGUAUCUGAGAGAGGAGUCAUCAACAUGGAUCCAAAAACUGAACACGAACCCGAAUCCAAAAGACUGAAGAUCACACCAUCAAUAACGGUACCGACACAACAGCUACCUUUAAACAUGCAGCCAAGCAAAGGAGGCAAGAAAAAGGAAGGAGCAACAAAAAGCACACUACGCGUAAAUCCCCCGACGUGGAGUCAGAUCCAGAACUUGGCAAGCAAAGCUCAGGGAGUGAUUGAGAAGCAGGGGGUCCCUGAGACACCAGCUACCAUGUUUAUGGCAAUGCUGGCUGUUCUAAGUUGUCAGUCAAAUGCAGUCUCGUCAAAUCCCAGUUCCAAUACCUCCAAGUAGACAUGCAUCAAUUGCAGUUAAAAAAUAAGAAAGGUGGAGAUGUGGAGAGCAGAUGAGCCCCUGGUUGAUGUCAGCUGAUCCUGUGGUGUUGGCAAAAGUCAAGUAUGGGAAACAUUCCUUGCCAAAAAGGCAAGGAUGCAGCAGGAUGUUCCUAGCAUUGCAACAGUAGGGUAACUGCAGAAAUAGUUCUACUUCUGUAACUUUUUAGUGUGCAGAGAAGACUCUUGGUAACUCACAAUACUUGAACAAUUUACAUUGCCCCUCUAGUUAAACUUCCUAAUUAUGAGACCCUUUAUAAUAAACUUGCAAAGCUAGUUCUGGGUCACUGUUCCCCCAUCAGAGUGUCCCAGUGUCCCACCUAGUCCCAGCUUUACUUCAGAAUGUCUCUGUUUUUCUCCAUCUCCCAUCACCCCUACUUGAGGUCGUUUGUUGAUGCUGCGUGGGUCUGGCAGAGAGCUGACUUCUACAUUAAUGAAUAACUCAAGUUUGUCUACAGAGAAGCUAUAAGAAAAAUCUCUGUUCAGAGAAAAAUCAGCUUUCCCCCUUCAUUUCUGGCAGUCCUUGUUAUAAUUCUUUUUUUUUUUUUUUUAAGGUUUUUAAAGGUAGACAUAAUACAUUUAUUUAUUUAUUUUUAUGUGGUGCUGAGGAUUGAACCCUUCGGCCUACGUGUUCAAGGCUGAGCUGUAACCCCAGCCGCCAUGCAUUAUAAUUCUGGAGCAAUUCUCUUUGAGUUCCCAAGAACCCAGACUUGCUUUUGCUAUUGACUUGGCAGAAGUUCCUGCAAAGCAUUUUUUUAACUUUAUAUUUAGAAAUAAUUUUAAUCUUAUAUAGUUAUAUAGAAUUCCUGAAUUGUCUCUUAUUCGGAUUCCCCCCCACCCUUUUUUUUAAAUUUAGAUACAGGGUCUCACUGAGUUGCUUAAUACCUCCCUGUUGAUGAGGCUGGCAUGAUCCUCCUCCCUCAGCUUUCUGAGCUGCUGGGAUUACAGGCAUGCUACAUUGUGCCUGGCUAGAUACAUCAAUUUUUAAAAAAUAGUUGAAGAUGAAAAAAAUACCUUUAGUUUUAGGAUAGAACCUAGUGCCUUACACUUGCUAAAAAAGGUGCUUUAGUAUUAGAGCCCCAGCCCCAGCCCAGAUUCAUCAAUUCUUAACAUUUUGACCCAUUUAACAUUCUGUUUACUACAAGCCUACUAUUUAUAUUUAUGAAAUAUUCUAAAAUAGGUUACCCCAAAUUUCUGUAUGAAUUACUAAAGAACAAGGAUCAUUUUUUAAAAUAAAGAUGUUUGACACUGAUUAUUAUGUUCUGAUGUCAAUUAUUCCAAUAAUGUCUGUUUUAAGCAGUUUUUCCUCUAUUACAGUUUAGUACACAUUGCAUAAAAGUUGCCAUGCCUUUAGUCUCUUUAAUAUGGAUGGAUUUCUUAUAACAUUGAGAUGUUUCUCUUGUCACUCCAGAAUUGUUAUAAUUUACAAAUAAAAUUUAUAUUACUCGU